Messenger RNA from Morus notabilis, 303 nucleotides. RefSeq names its product low temperature-induced protein lt101.2-like. The transcript has 2 exons. The coding region runs from base 57 to 221 and encodes 54 amino acids. Gene Ontology annotation, cellular component: membrane. NCBI's taxonomy places the organism in Eukaryota, Viridiplantae, Streptophyta, Magnoliopsida, Rosales, Moraceae. The record is from RefSeq and is a predicted model, not a curated record.
ACUAAUCAAUCUGAAAAGAAAAGGCUCAAAGUUACGGCACUACUUUUCUGAUCAAGAUGGGCUCAGAAACUUUCAUUGAAGUGAUAUUGGCAAUUCUCCUCCCACCCGUGGGUGUCUUCCUUCGCUAUGGCUGUGGGGUGGAAUUCUGGAUAGAUUUGCUGCUGACAAUCCUGGGAUAUAUACCAGGAAUUAUAUAUGCACUAUAUGUACUUGUGGGAUAGUUGUUAAUUAUGAGCUUUGACGUUUGAAUAAGGUUGUAUCAACGUACAAAAAUUGUUAAAUUCAAGUCAUUGCCUUUUUGCC